Molecule: messenger RNA, 12609 nt
Organism: Lagopus muta (rock ptarmigan)
Lineage: Eukaryota; Metazoa; Chordata; Aves; Galliformes; Phasianidae
Product: sterile alpha motif domain-containing protein 1-like
Exons: 5
Coding region: 7774-8817 (347 amino acids)
Source: RefSeq, a predicted model, not a curated record
UAUCCCUGAAAUUCAUCUUCAGGCUUUGGACCACCUUUACCCUGGAAGCUGAACAAAACUGAAAUGCAACAGUCUCAAAUUCUGUCAUAGCAAAUCUUAAACUGCCUACGUCUCAUGGAAAAAUCUGACAGGUGCCUUAUUUGGAACUGCUCUGGUUUAGGUAUGUCAUUCAAUUUUGUUCCCUUAAUACUUUUUUUUUUUUCUUUCUUUCUUUCUUUUUUUAAUGAAAACAGGGUUAUGGUUUAGGAUUUAAUCUUCUGUGGAUUGCUGAGUUCAAUCAUAAUCUCUGACUGCAUCACAAUUAGUGGGGACAUCAUCUUCAGAACAUCAGAAUUCAAAAUGAUCUUUUUGUCUUUUUUUUUCUCGGUAAAGGUCUGAAAGCUAAGCAGAAAAGCAAUGAGAAAAGCCUACUUUCAUUUCACUGUUGUGUCACGCUCUAAGUUUUCUCAUCCUUUCUAAACUACUCUUAGUCUGAAUUGAUUCUGUGGUAUUGAUUCUUGGAAAACUGUCUGCAACUUUGAGCAAUAUAUUAAACAACAAAAAGGAUCUGGGUGCAUUAAUUAAAAACAAAACAAAAACAGAACUAUUCUUUACGUAAUCGACAUAACAGCAGAAAUUCACUGCUGUCAGGAGGCAGUCCAGGUUACAAUUCUGCACUUGCUUUUCAGUUCUCUGUGCUAACCAGAAAAGACGAUAAUGACUGCUGUUGUCUCUCCCAGUGCAGGACAGCACACAGAUAUGAAAUACUGGGCAGGAACAACCCAUAACUUUCCAGGAGUGACUGGAGAGCUGACUAAAGAAGCCUGUGAAAGAUGCACUUUGACAACAUACGGAAGAAAAAGCUAGUGGCUUAUACCAAGGGUUCUAUAUAUUUACUACCAGAAAGAGUAGUGACAGCACUCUGUCAUCUGCCCCAGCUGAACCGGUGCGUUAUGUAUAUUGGCUAUAUAGGGAGGUUUUACUGAAGCUACCACAAAGGGGAUCCCAAAAUAAACCAAACCAGCCCUUCCCCAUAGAGCUGUUUUUCACUGCUGUGGGAAGCAGUUGGCAUGGAGGGCCAGUGCACCAUGGCAGUGGCUGCCUAGGUGGAGGCUGCAGGCUAUGUGGUGUAGGGCCUGUAGUUUCAUGACGUUUGUAAGUUAAAGAUAUGCAAAAAAUGUUUAAAUCCUCCCGAGCGGUAAGAUAACAGAUGAAUUAGCUCCAUUCCAACAGCUAGUUGGAAUUCCUUAGCGUUAACAGCAUUGGCAUAGGUACUAAAUUAUUCAGGUUGUUUUACGGAAUAAUCUGCACUGUAUUUACAUGUAUUCUAAAUAUUUUAUUUAAAAUACUUUGAUACAGCUUUCCAUUUCAGUUGUGCUUUAGUUUCCCUUCAUCUCUGCUGUCCAUGAGAGGUUGCUUUACCGUAAUUAAAACUAACCCUUACAAAAUGCAUUUAUCCAAAAUGGUUCCCUAGAAAUUUUCUCCUCCACAGAAUAUAUUACCCUCCUGGUACCGCAGCUGGGGGCCAAUCUGCCCAGCCGGCAUAAAGAGGGAUGAUUUAGGUCACUGAGCUCCAGCUCUUGGUUAGUGCUUUUUGCCAUGAAAUGCUUCAGAAAUUAAGGCAUACCAGAAAACUCACUUGAAUCACAUUUUAAAAAGCAUUUUCCACAAGUAACUAUGUUAGCAGACAUUAUUGUCACCAGAAAGCCUCUGCUAAUCUUGCAAAGCAUCUGCAAUGAAUAAUCUUCCCCUCCCCCAUUCUUAUUUGCUGCCAGAAACAGCUUAUAAAUGCUUACUUGAAAUCUCUGCCAAAUUUUGUUUUUAGGCAUGCUGUUGUAAAUAGCGAGUAUUUCCACCAAUCUGCGUAGGAUCCCUCUGGAUUUUACACGGGUGCGAAUGAAACCCAAAUUUUGCCUGGUCUGUUCUCAGCUGCCCCUCACUGCCCUGCAAGCUGCAGUGCUGCCGCCACUGCCGCUGGUGGAAGGCAAGUGCUUGAGCCCAGCCUGUCCAUCGCUGACAAAUUAUUAUAAACAGAUUUGAACAAAUAUUUCUUUACAAAACAAACUGGUCAGCAGGCUCCAGGCUCUAUUCUCCUGAUGCAUUUUACAGGAAAUAAUAUCAAGUUAGCUAUUAUGAAACUACCCCCUCCUCACACACACGUAAUUGCUUCCAGCUUUCUGAUUAUUACCCUUUCCUUAACUGAUAGGGUGAGAAGAGAAAUAAAAAUAUCUCCAUACAGUGGGCCAAAUCCUCAUCUGGUAUAAAUCGACAUAGCCCCAUCAAAGUCAAUAAAACCACGCUGAUUUACACCAGUUGAGGAGUUGAUGCACUGUAAUUUUUUACUUGCUUUUAAAAAUAAAACCUUACGUGAUUGUGUAACCAACAUUGCAACAGAAACCAGCAUUUCCUUUUGUGAACUCAACGUGUGCCCUCAACUUUCAAACAUUUUCGCUUAGAUAGUCCUACAGAUAUUUUCCCCCACCUUCUGCCACAAUGCUCCCAUCGCACUUUUACUGAGCCAGCAUCAUCAGAGAAGUGCAAACUAUGCUCAAUGAGAGUCAGACACAAAUUAGUACUUUUGCAGAGUAACAAGGAGAAGAAAUGACAUUCUGCCACUAUUCUUUCACACAGAAGAGGGAAAAGAGGUAAGUAAAGCAAAAGAUAAGACAAUUGUUUUCUCUAUUGGCUUUCUCUCUGGUCCCCACAACAUUCUCUAGCUAGCUGACAUAUAUUAGCAUUACUAAGCAAUUAGUAUUAUCCAGGAAUGACAGUGUUGUAAACUACUAUUAUAGAUUAACUUCCUUUAAGUCAUCUUUAAAAUAUACAAGAUGUACAAGGUUUACUGCAGCUGAUAGAAACUGCGUGCUCUGCUUGGACAACAUGAGGUUUCUAAAAUCUCUCUUCAGUCUUCACUGCAGGCUGUUAAACACAUCGUGGAUCUUUUGGGAAUGCUCUGUCUCUUGUUCUGAUCAAGAGUAUAAGUUAUAGAGAUGCUCUAUGGCAAAUCUUUUACAUCCGUUGUGGGAGCUGUAUGCAUUGCAGUGUGGCCUUUCUCAAAACUGUCAACUUUUUGACUGAUUGUUUUGAUUGAUUUGUAUGUUCAGCAGUUCACAACAAUUUCAAAAGCAUCCUGAAAAAUCUGAACAUUUAUUGUUAAUGUCAACAUAGUUUUGUCUUCGUUCAGCAAUGGCCUUUAUAUAAUAUAUAAUUAUUUAUUAAUGUUUAUUAUUAUAUUUAUUACUUAUAUAAUAUUAAUAAAACUUACAUUGAUUAAUCCUUGGUAAUUAUCAGCAGCUAAUAGCAUGCUGGUAGUUCUGUGAAAGUUAAUGAUGCUGUUUCUUUGUAGGUUCGUAGCCUGUAAUUUCCAACAGCUUUAUUGUGUACUUUAACAUGUUAAAGUGCAAUAAAAAAUUGCAGGAGUGUAUAUUUCCAAACAAUUUGUGCAAAAUCUGGACAAGGUAAAGCUCACUUUAAAAUGCACAUUCCAUUGCUUUGCAUAACAUCUUCAAAAUCAUUCUAUAAUGUCUGAAAUUUAGUUGCAAAGAUUGAUUCAGAAUUUAGUUGUAUAUUCUGGUCCCUGUUUUAGUAUCCAAUUUUUAAUUCAUAGGCAAGUCUGAAAUGCAUUCAGAUUUGAUAGUAAAGCUUCUUGUGGUAAGACUUGAAAAUUUCCUCAUCACAUUUGGAAGGCACCACUGCACUAUUUUGAUAUUGUUUUGAUUUGGAAAAGAUAUCACAGAUUGCUUAUUUCUAUUAACCUGGAAGACCUCUGCUUUUGGGGUCCUACUUUUACUGUAACCUCUUUUUGUAGUGAGGAUUUGUCACCUGGUUGAAUGAAUGACGAAGACAUGGAUGUAUGGAUGCAGAAAAUCCAAUUCAGAUUCUUCAUUAGCCGUCUGUUUCCAUGGCAAGAUAGGACUUGAAAAUACAAUUUAGUCCCUGGAGAAAAGAGUAGUUCCCCAAGUACUCCUAAAGCAGAUAUUUAUAGGCAUCCACUCUCCAGAUCUGGGCAGAGGAAAGUAAAAUAAAGCACAUACAAACUGGCAAACACUUUCCAGUCAGUCGGGACUAAAAGAGUAGCCCAGUCUGUAAAGGAAGACAAUGGUAGGUCUUGCCAAGUAGUUCUGUCACACAUAGGGUACGACAACCUUGCAUAACUUGGGCAAGAAGCAUCAAGUCCUGCUGGGGACAAACAAAAGUUAUUUGAAAUGCCAGGUCCUGUCCUCCCUGGUGCUGAUAGGGGCAAACAAGUCCUUCCCAAUUGAAGCUGCACAAGGAAUCGAGCAGAGUUUUGCUUCCCUAGGAAGUGCAGUCAUUGACAGGGCAGUGGUUGAAACUUGCUGACUCUCGGGAGGAGAUGUCAGGGUCUGGAGGAGGCUUGCUUUCAAGCUGCGAGUUUAAUAGCCCAGGAAAGCCCUCUACAAAGCUGAUCCCCUUUCCUACAUGACAGCAAGAGCAAUAGCAAUAUGGCAGUGCCCACGAUCGUAGGGCUUGAGCUUUUCCUGGGGAAGUCACCAGUUGUUCUUUGAGGAAGUGAUGUCAGCCACUAUUGAGAUGGAUGACUUGGAGGCUGAGUCCCCACAAACCAUUUGCCUGCAGGUUGGAGAUGGGAGCCCAGAUCAAUGCGGUGCCCUGUUCCACAGAGCCUUGCUUCGGCACUGACUGCCAAAAGCUCAUCAAAGCAGGGUGUUUCCAAUGAAAUGCUUCCAGCUCUGAGCUUGUUUCAGCACAAAAUGAAAAUCUAACCAGCUACAACCCCAGCUUCCUUCCUCCAAGUCAUAUAGAAUAGGCACAAAAGAUUUAGGUAAUGUCUCAGACUUGUCUUUGUUUUUAUCUGUAGCAAAACUUUUAUAUUUUUCCUAAGUAUGGCAACAAAGAUUGAAAAAAAAAAAAAAGCAUGGCACUGCCCCACUGCCUUGCCUUAAGUAUGCUGAAGCUUUUGGCAUCUUUAGACUGCAUUGUUGGCCUUACAGACUAGGGAAACCUGAAAGUGUACUGGAUAUGAAGUCAAAACAGCUUGUUACCCAACUUGCUUUCUUUCACAGAGUACUGAAAUAUUAAGAACACAGGCAAAUAAUGCUUAGAUACAGCUUUCUUUGUUUGUAUGGAGUUGCAUUUGUUUGUUUGAAGCCAAGCUGGGUGGAGAAUUUUGCAUUUUAUGUCUUCGCGGUGAAUUGUGUGGCUCUGAAAUGUGGGUAAGAUAAGAUCACAAACAAGUAAAAACAUGUGUAGGCUGAAAAAUCAAUAUGUUUCAAAAUAAUCGUUGAGUAACAAAUUAUUCCUGUAUUAAUGUGCUGAAAACUAGGUUUAGGAUUCUACUAUGGCUGAUAGUGCUACUAACAUCUAAUGCAGUACUGCCAGGGAUUAGAUCUGCCUUCAUAGUCAGAUGUUAAUCAUGCCACCAUCUAGAAGUAAGGUACUCAAAAACCUGAUAGUGGUAAAUGCAAUAUAAGGAUUUUUUGAGCUUCCCAUUCUUUGCAUAAUAAUUAGGUUUUAACAACAAUAGUUCUUUUUAAUCACUAAUGCUGAGGUCAGCUCUUUCCAUUUACUCUGAAAUUUUCUAAUGUUUUAGCUGAAUUAUCCAGAACAGCUACUCCCUUGUUAAAGAUGUUCCUGUUUUCCAAUUCAGGGCUCAAUGUCACUGUCACUGAAGGGUGGCAGAAUUCCUGCUAACUUAAUCACAUUCAGACCUAUACCAUGCCUAACAUCAGAAAGCCAUUAAUAACUAGCUUAUGCCAACCAAAGUCUGCUUUGUCUGUGAUGACACAUCUAAAAAAUAGUUUCCUCUGAAUGAAAUCUAUGUUUCUGUGCUGAAGUAUUACUUGCUGGAAGCCACUCUUUCAAUAAUGCUUACAAUUUUGCUCAAACACCCACGGCCCUUGAGAAGCACCUGAAGAAGCUAUUCCUAGCAUGAUACAAUUCAGGAAUAACUACAGACAAUAACUAAAAACUGUAGACUACCAGCAAUGUAAAGAUUUAGUUUGCCUCCAGAACCCGGCAUUUCUUUUGUUCAGCCCGUCCUUUGCUUAGAACAUUCAAGAAUGCUAUGGGAUUUGAACACUUGACUUUUCAGAAAUAAUCCUAACAAUCCACAGUCUCUGUGCCUGGUACAUAAUUCACUAAGACAGAAUUAAACAUUCCCUGUUUAUAUUUCUCUCUAUAUGUUGAAGUCUUCUGGGUGCUGGAUUUGUCUACAGGUCAGCCAUAUAUGUACUGUAAACAUCUGAGUAUUUAUAAUGCAGAAUUCCUCAAAUUCUCAAUACCUUAGAUAAUGAUUGGCUUUUUAAGAAGAUUCACAUGGAAUUGUAGUCUCAUGCACUCUACAGGUACGUAUUUAUUCAACAGCACUCUUUACAGAAAUGCUGUUGACAGGCAAAGGGACAGACUGCUGAGCUCAGAGGCUGUGGGAGCACUGUGCUAGGGCAGCCAGGGUGGGAACAGUGAGCCGGGGUGCUGUUAAUUCAGACCUUCCACGUAGGCAGAGUGACUCAAGCAGCCUAUCAAGGCACACCACGUGGAGACUUACUUUUCAUUUAUUCAUUUUAAAUAACAUUUUUAAGUGUACUUGGCUUGUUGAUAUAGAUGUUUUCCAGUUAAAAAAAAAUUAUAUAGUUCUACAUGAAAGCAUUCAAACAAAAAGAAAAACAAGGAAAUCUUUCCAGUGGAACUCAUACUAACAGUGCUCAAGAUGGAAUUUGGACCAUAGGCUUGAACUAAGAGCGUGUCAGAAGUUCCCAGUGCAGUUUCUUUGGUUUUUAUGACAAGGGUGAGAAGUGCAGAUUAAGACUCACAAAAGGAAAAUCCCUACAUGUUACAUUAAAUUGCAGAGGAAAAAGAAGAAAUUAAUAAUAAUAACAGAAGAAUGACCUACUUUCUAACCUAUUUAAACUAUUUUCUUCUACAUGCCCCCUAAGCUCUGACUGUAUUAUCUUGGAUAUUUUUAAACAGCUGUGAAAUCACUUGUUACUUGCCAAUUACAGUUUAACUUUGGAUAAUCAGUGACCACAGCCACUCUGGAAGAAGAAAAACAAGUUGGUAGCUGUGACUAUGUGUUAAAAGGGAUGUUUAUGACUGGAUGAUUAAGAACAGCCGUUGGAAGGGAUCAAGACUGGCAGCAAAGUGUCAUGCCAGCUGUUUGCUCUACAUCUGGGAUCCUUCUGGAGUCGUGGUACUGUACAGCACAAUUUGAUUAGAUCCUACAGCUGGUCUCCCAGCACUCCUAGCAGUCCUCCAGUUCUCUCUUGCUGCUCUAACCCAAGGCAGGAUAGCCUGUAGCAUCUCCCCAUUUGCUGAGGCAGAACGGCACAAGAACACACCCUGGGAGAGGAGAAAACACUCCUGGGGACAGGCUGAAUAACAGAGGUGGGAGGAUAAAGUGGCCAACAUUUGCAAGAGCAGGAAUCUCAUUUCACGGACUUCUUGUCCAAGCCUUUCAAAGACUGUCAGAAGAGAGACUCAGCUGAAUCAUUUGCACAACCUUUUUAUUAUCUUUCCAUGAGACAAAGUUCACACAGAGAGAUAAGGAGAUAGAGCAAAUCAGAAGGUGAGUUCUGAAAUUAUCAAAAGAGUACUUUCAGUCAGGAAUCUCUGCUGCCUUCUAAUUUUUUGGCUGUCAUAUUUUCAUCUUUGUUACAGCCUUGCCAUUCAAAACAUGGUACCAACAAAAAUCUUUGCAAACAGGGUUUCAUGCACCUGCAAGAACAGGGGGCAUCAUCAUCACUUACACCAGUGAAGCAGCUGUAAACUGUUUAAAAUCAGCAUCUCUUUCAGGUGUCUUUAUUCUUUUCUCAGUUAAACAUGGAAGAGCCUGCAUUUGGAAAAUCUUUGCUGCUAUUUUAUUUUCCUAAGGAAACCCACAGCACUGCGCGGUUGGUGCGCCGUGCCUGGGCGCCGGGAGGCCCGCUGCGAGGCGGGUGCAGCAGAACGCGAGAGAAAGCCGGGUCGGACGGCAAACGUGCAGCGCCACGCCGCCAUUUGGAGGGGAGCGAAGCGGACCCCGAGGACGAAGCGAAGGCGGUUCUGCCCCGGGCGCAGCUCCCGGCGGGGUACUGCUGCGAAACGCUUCCUGCCCGCCGCCGGCGCUCGCCCCUCGGCCUGCCCGGGUUAAGCUUUAACCAAGCCUUAUCGAUACGGACCACGCACGCUGCCAGGCGGAGGCAGCGCGCAGCCGGCGGGGGGGCCGCUCCUCAGGCUGGCUGCGAAUCCUUUUCCUCCCGCACGGAGGGACGGCGAUGCCCUGGGGUGCGCGGCAGCAGCACGCCGCGAUCCCCUCCUCGCCUGGGUCCGCCCGGCGCUCCCAUGCCGCCGCUGCCGCCAGGGGGCGCCGCAGUCAGGCCGCCCGCCUGCCCCGCGCAGCUCUGCAGCCGGCGGGCCGGAGCGGGCACUGACCCCGCGGGACCCGGGUUGCCGCCGGGGGGUGCGGAACGAAGGCGGGCGCUGCGUCGGGCUGGCGGCUCGGGGGCUGACGGGGGAGUUCUUUCGGUCUGGUGGAUGUACGUCCGUUCCCCCAGCAGAGCAGGGCGGCAGCGGGGGCGAGAAAAUGUCCGUCCCUGCCCCGCCGGGAGGGAGCCGCCGGAAUGUAGGCACCGCGGUGACACCUCGGGUGUUAAAGUCCCGCUGGUUAGUAGCGAUGCCGAGCUGCUCGUGGCCGCGGAGGCGAGUAGAGGAGUUCUCGCGCGUCGCUGCUUUCCCCAUCCCGCAGCUGCGGGACCGGCAGCGCGGGGCGGGGGCCGCUCGGAGGCAGCGCUGCCAUGCGGUUCCCGGCUCGGCGGUGCUGCGGGCUGGGACAGCGCCGUUCCUAUUCGCUUUUGCAAGCUCUAUAAAAAGUUACAACUUUCAUAACGACGUUUUAUUUGAGCACUGAAAUAUUGCAUAUCUCUUGGCUUCAAAAAUCGGUUAUGAGCUCUGCGGUUGUAGAUCUCACUGAGAACGUCACCACUGACAUAAAACGGAGCGUUGUUUCCUGGUGUACCUUUUCCAAUCUUCCUGAUUUUUACAAGUUGUCCUUCUGCCAGAAGCUUCCUUAAUACUGUGAAGUAUCGCUGGUAAAGAGAAAAAUAAAAGAAAAAAAAAUUGUUUUAUUUCAACUUAUGCCAGCUGUGAGGUGUUUUUACCCAAGCAUGCAUACAUGCGAUAUGCACGCAUACUGGAUAAAUUCCCAGUUGCAUAACAGGCAAGACAUUGAGAGUUGAGGUCAUACGUAUGCCUUGCAUUUGUAUAACUGUACCUCCAGAGCAGGAAGUUCUCUCCCUGAGCCUUUAGUUUUGUCACAGAUGUGCAGUGCACCAACUCACAGCAUCUCACAACUACCUCAAUUCGGCCUUACGCUUGGGUCCAUCUACAGAUGCAUAAAGAUAUGUUGAACCCCUAGAAGGUGUUCUUAUAGAAAAGAAACUUUUCAGAUAGAAUCAUUUUUACAUUAUACCUGUGUCCACACUGUGGAGUUGUACUAGAUGAGAACUCAGCUCCUAUAACUUUCAUCUCUGAACGUGAUUUAGGAUCACAAAAUUGUCUUUGCUUUUUGUAUAGGAACUUUCUGGAUGACUGAAAAUUGUGACUGAAAUAAUUUUUAAUUCCUAACUCACAGAUUACUGAAUCUUUAGCAAUUUCGUUCUAUCAGUGCUUGUGCUGAAUUGGUACUAACAACAAAUAAAAUGUGUAUUUUCUUUCUUGUUGUUUAUGCUCAUCAGUAUAAUGGCACAGUAACAGUCUUACUAAAUUGCUGUGAAUCCUGAGCCUUCCACAGCCAGCAAGACCAAAGCAAGCACUGGAUUUAUCACUUUCAAGUUGUUUUCUCUGCAUGUUUUGUAUAAAAUAAACAUUCUUUCAAGUGCCUGGAUUUAAGAAAUGUAAAAAUCCCAUCAGUAUCUCAAUUUCCUUAGGGCGUGAGGCCCCAGCAGGGGCAGUGUGACAGUGGUGUACAUCUAACACAUGCCUGUCCCCAGAGCUAUGGGAGGAGGGAAGGUCACUGUGGGUCUGUGUCAAAGGAGCUCUCCUUUGCAGAGGAUGCCCUUUGCAUGUAGUGUUCCCCUAAUCGAUAUUUUGUGAUGGUGACCUCCCCUCCUGUGUUAGGACUCAGUGCAUCAGGUCUGGGUGCUUCUGCCAGCACCCUGCUAAUACAAGCCCUUCAGGGGAAACCAAGAGGCUGAAAUCAAACUGCAGGCUGUUUUGCACCCAGGACAAGACACUGCUUUAUGUUUGCCCUCAUCUACCUGAGCUGAAGCACUUCCUGUGCAUAAGUGCUGUGUUGGGGCCGUUCCAUGGCAGGACCAGCCUGUGUGAUGCCAUGUGGGGAGGCAUCAGGGGCACUACCAGGCAGGAUGAGGCUCAAGUAGCUGCUGGCUUCUUUCACACCGCUUCUGCUUGGCAUCUAUGGUCAGAAUGGUGCCUAAAUGGUAAAUCUCUGUGCUUCAGCCUUCCUACAGCCCUCUGUGAGAAAUGAGCAGCAAGACAGGAAAAUAAGUUGGGUGCCAAAGCAGCCUUGUAUCACAUGGAUAAGUCAGAAUAUCAGUAAUGAUCAUGAGUCAUUACAUUUGUCAAACAAACAGCUCGAUGAAGACCCAUCAUGGUGUGUAUUUGGGCAGAACUCAUUCCUGUUAUCUUGGACUAAAUGACCCAGACUAGGGACUGGGCCAACUUUCUUCAAGUUCUACUAAGCAGCAACUACAAUGCAUGGAUCUCUUUCCACAAGCAAACAGAUUUGGUUAAUCUUAGUAUUACUGCAAAAAAAACGUUGCAGCUGUUAUAUAGAAAAGCCAUAAAGUAUAGCGACAUCCUUCAUACUGUAGGAUCCACUCAUCAGCUGACAGAGAGGUGUUCAAUAUAAUUAAUUACAAUAAAGUCAAUGCAAGUUUAGUAAAUGGUAAGUUAGUAUUGUGCAGUUCUAGAUUUCUUACUCUCAGAUUUGACCACAUGAAGAAUAUCUUGUUGAUUUGGACCUGGAUCUCAACAGUUUGAUGCACAGUGUUUAUUCUAAAGUGCCGUACAUCGCUCUGGGAGAACAUACAUAUAUAGAAGGUAGCAAGUCCACCCAUCUUUCAUUCAGAGUCACUAAUCAGUCAUUGGUCAUUCUAAGUACUGGUUGGCAAUGAGAAAUCCAGUAUUAGUGUCAGGAAAUUACAGUAGCAUCAAUACUCUGUAUCCUGUGCAUUAUAACUGUAACUAAGAAAAUGCAGUACCAAUCCUUUCUGAAUUUAAGCUGGUUUCAGAGACACUAUUAGGAAAUGGAAAGUGGUUUCACAAUGUGACUUUAUCAUUUUGUAAUCAAGUCAGAGGCCAAUGAUACAUGGUCACUGCUGCACAGUAGAUGAGGUCAGAGUUCCUCCUCACUUGUAUAAGGUUAGCAGCCUAAAUACCUCUAAUAACCCUUUCUGAGAGGAGAAAAAAUAGUUAUGAUUAAAGGAAAUCUUGAAGGAGUGUAUCCCCUAAUUUGUGGAGCUUUAAGGGCAUUAAGCAUGCAUUAAAAGCAGGGAGAACUAGAUGUCUAAAUCCUAUCAAGCUGUGGAGGGAAAAAAAAAAAAGGAAAAAAAAAAAAAAGGAGCACAGAAUAACAGAGCAGUUCUUACACAAAACACUUCAGUGCUCCCAGGGGGUUUGGUGAGAGAUGGGCCCUGGUACUUAUUAUGGUACCAAAACUCAGCAAUAGGCAAAGCAGGCUCUGGGCAUGACUUACUGCCCUCCCUUCUAUUACAGCAACUAAGAUGCUGGGUUAAGACCAUCAAGAAACUACCAAAUAAAUAUGAAUAUGUCAAAAAUUCAUACAAUGUGGGGAUUGAUUCUUUACCUCCUCUUUUAUUUGUCUCUUGUGAAAGCAACAAGUGCUGAAUGUACCCAGUGGCAGAAUAAGGAAUCUACUAUCCCUGUGGUUACAGAACUGCUCUAAAUGUAUGCUGAAAUACAGCUGAGCUAGAAGAAAAAAUGAAAUGUGCUGUGAAAAAUUGCCUAUACACAUCUCCUUUUUUGACUGAAGCAUGUUAUUCAUAAGCAAGUAAGUUAUUAAAAACUGAGUAUAGUUCCUUGCAGCCAGUAAAAGACAAUAGACCAAAUGUUGCUGUUACACACAGCUGGAGUGUAUUGAUAAAAGCAGCACAUUGCAUUUCCUCACAUAGUUUAAAGUCUAAAUAAAGAUAUACGAUCAAAAGAAUGAGUGCUCAGCAAGGUGGUGCAGAAAGGGCAAGAGGUGAACAAGUUCAGUAAGUACAGUAAGUUCAGUAAGUACAAGAACAGUAAGUUAUAAAAUGCAUCACCAGGGAAAUAGGGUGUUCCUGCUGGGUGCCUCAAGCUUAAAGGGGAGUGAAGGUUUGUGUAUGCAUCAUGGAAAUACAGAAGUACAUUUGGAAAGCAAGGGGGCUAUAAUGUCCUAAGAAAAUCUAAUUGGCGCAUUACAAUUGAGUUGAUGCUCAUAUGUGUCUUACAGUUUUCUUCUUUUUUACACUCUGCAGACAACAUAGAAAAACAUAGAGAUUAUUGGUGCUAUAACUGCCAUUUGAGUGAACAUCUCCCUAGCAAUGUAUCACUUCAACAACCAAAGCCUGAAAAAAGAAACUGGCAGCCUUUGGGAAAAAGACGAGCAAAAAAGCAAGCAAGCAUGUGGCUAAACACACUGCAAGAAAAAAAAAAAAGAAAAAACAACAA